Cololabis saira (Pacific saury) is the source of this 6615-nucleotide messenger RNA. It is a transcript of the gene ddhd1a, whose product is annotated as DDHD domain containing 1a. Gene Ontology annotation, molecular function: metal ion binding; glycerophospholipase activity. The coding region runs from base 425 to 2962 and encodes 845 amino acids. The record is from RefSeq and is a predicted model, not a curated record. NCBI's taxonomy places the organism in Eukaryota, Metazoa, Chordata, Actinopteri, Beloniformes, Belonidae. The transcript has 15 exons. Gene Ontology annotation, cellular component: cytoplasm.
UUGUUUGUGAACGGAUGAAAUUCUUCGGGGACAGUUGAGCAGGAUGAAUAUAACGUUCCUGUGGACCAGCCGGACUAACGCCACCUGACAACAAUAACAAUAACCAACCCGUCCUUUCACACCAUGGGAAGUCCCGUCCGGGUUUCCCCCGUUAGUUUGUGUUUUAUCUCCUCAGAUCCGCUGAGACACCGGCUUCAUUAGCUUAGCCGCCUAGCCGAGCCUCGUUCACGGAAAUGAACCUCGUCCAAACGUCCCGCUUCUAGUGGCUUGUUUCUGUUGUUUUUUGCGUCCUUCCUGGUUUAGUGUGAGUGUUUGCACGGGAUCUCUGCGGGUGUUGAUGGUGUUGACCAUGUGAGGUGUGGAUGAGCAGCCCGAGCCGUGCAGCAACACCAGGGAGGAGAGUCGGGCCAGCCAUGGUCCCCAGAUGAGCUCCGGGGAGGACUCGGUGCGGGCGGGCAUGUCCUCGGUGCAGCCCGGGCUGGACCUGCUGCCCGCCGGCCAGGACGACAUGCUGCUGGAGCUCAGCCCGCCCGGAGCCUUCAUCACCGGCCCGGGGUUCGGGGGCAGCGCCGGGAACAGCUUCUGCUCCGGGAACAGCGGCGGCCCGCUGUUCGAGAGGAGGAAGCGGUCGCGGUCCAACAGCUCCAGGCAUCGGUUCAACGAGGUGGUCACGGAGCUGGUCCCGGAGGAGGUGCGCUGGUUCUACAAGGAGGACAAGAAGACGUGGAAGGCGUUUGUGGGACACGAUUCGCUUAAAAUUGAACUCAUGUUUCGGAAAUACUGCGAGCUGAACCCAGAUGCGGUGCCGUCCAAGGUAAGCAGAGGAGAGGAGGAGGAGGAGGAGGAGGAGGGAAAGAAGGACGAGCAGAGCCCGGGGCAGAACGGCACGCUGCCGGGGGAGACCAGACCUGGCAGCGAGUCCGUGGACACGUCCACGCUGGACAUGUCCACGCUGGACACGUCCACCCAGUCUGAUGUCAGGGACCUGGACGGCAUCGAGAUCAACGUGGAGCCUGUCUGUGUUCGGGGCGGGCUGUACGAGGUGGACGUCAAAGAGAGGGAAUGCCUCCCGGUUUACUGGAAGCAACAAGACCAUAUUCCUGUGAUGAGAGGGCAGUGGUUUAUUGAUGGUACCUGGCUCCCGUUAGAGGAAGAGGAGAGCGACCUCAUUGAGCAGGAGCAUCUGAACCAUUUCCGUGGACAACAAACACAGGACACCUUUGAGACAGAUUUAGUGGUCAAAACCAUUGAUAGCAAAGAUGUUCUCUCCCACCUGCCCCAUUUCUACCUCCCUUUUCUGUUCAAAUGGAGUGGAUAUCAAAGGAGUGCUAAAACUACAUGUCACAAGCGCAAACGCUGCCAAGCCAUCCACAGUCUGAAGCUGAGUCGGACACAUGUGGAUUGGCACAGCGUGGACGAGGUGUAUCUCUACAGCGACGCUACCACUUCCAAAAUUGCACGCACCGUCACCCAGAAACUGGGCUUCUCUAAAGCAUCAAGCAGCGGCACACGACUCCACCGGGGUUACGUUGAGGAGGCCUCUCCUGAGGACAGACCCCCCCAGACGACGCACAUCGUCUUUGUGGUGCAUGGCAUUGGACAGAAGAUGGAUCAGGGGCGCAUUAUUAAAAACACUGGAAUGUUGAGGGAAGGUGUGAGAAAAAUGGAGGAGAAGCAUUUUUCAGACCACAGCGAUGAACAUGUUGAGUUCCUCCCUGUGGAGUGGCGUUCGAAGCUCACGCUGGAUGGAAAUACGGUUGAGUCGAUCACACCGGACAAAGUGAGAGGACUGAGAGACCUCCUGAACAGCAGUGCCAUGGACAUCAUGUACUACAACAGCCCUCUUUACCGGGAUGAAAUUACAAAAGGCCUUACACAAGAGCUGAACAGACUGUACACACUCUUUUGCACACGGAACCCUGAGUUUGAGGAAAAAGGCGGCAAAGUGUCCAUUGUGUCUCACUCCCUCGGCUGUGUCAUCACCUAUGACAUUAUGACGGGCUGGGAUCCCGUCCGCUUCUGUCUGCAGGAGCACCGAGCCGUGGAGGAAGAGCUGGAUUUACAAUGGAUGUCCUAUGAGGAGAGACAACUGUUAGAACAGCUGAAGUUCACAAGGAAUAGGCUGCGAGAGCUGGAAAACCAGCUCGUCACAUUAGAGGCCUCAAAGCCGUCAGCCCCUCCAGCUCUCAAAUUCAAGGUAGAGAACUUCUUCUGCAUGGGUUCUCCUCUGGCUGUGUUUUUGGCCCUGAGAGGGAUCCGCCCAGGUGUAAGCUGCCACCAGGACCACAUCUUGCCCAGUUCCAUCUGUAGCCGACUCUUCAACGUCUUUCAUCCCACAGAUCCUGUGGCUUACAGACUGGAGCCCCUAAUCCUCAAACAUUACAGCAACAUUGCACCUGUCCAAAUACACUGGUCUAGUGCCACUAACCCUACAUGCUAUGAUGAAGUCCGGCCCACGUUCAUUAACCCUGUCAAAGAUCCAACAUCUGACACCGAGAGCAUCCCCAGUCCAAGUACUUCUCCUGUCCUUCCACGCAAGCACUACGGCGAGUCCAUUACCAGUCUGGGCAAGGCCAGCAUACUCGGUGCUGCAAGCAUAGGAAAGGGCAUAGGCGGCAUCCUUUUUUCGCGUUUUUCCCGCUCCAACAGCCAGCCUUCGGUGUCCUUAGGGCUUGAUGGGCCCAAUGCUGAAGAAGAAGAGCAGAACCGCACGGAAAGCCAAUCAGCCUACGGCCUCUCCACAAUGAUUCGACCCACCUCCCCCACAGCUGACACUUCAUUGGAGCUGGAGAGGCGCAUUGACUUUGAGCUCCGGGAGGGACUGGUGGAGAGUCGCUAUUGGUCGACUGUGACCUCACACACAGGUUACUGGUGCUCACAUGACAUAGCACUCUUCUUGUUGACCUUCAUAUACAAGUCCACUCCAGCUGCUCCAGCAGAAGAUACUCCGGAACCAGACUGAGGAAACACAGUUGUUCACAUUUGCUAUUAGCACAAACACACACCUGAAUGGUGGUGUGCAACACUGAAGGCAUUUUUUUGUUACCAUAUAGACUCAAAGUGUCUUUAUUCUGUAAUUUUUGAUCCUCUUGUGCUACUCAUACUAACAAACUAUUGUCCGUCAUUUCUUUGUAAAUCCAGGUCUUUUUUCGGAAUCAUUACAAAGAAACUGACGCAAAGCCUCGUUCCAAGAUGUGCAUUUUUGCAUGUUGUUGAGUUUGUGCGCAAUAGCACACCCUAAGGGUGACAGCAUUGGACCAGAAACUGAGGUGCACCCUCUGCCAGUGAGACCGCAAGCUGAAAAUUAAACUGAAGAAGAGUUUAAUGAGUCUGACACAUGGACAUUUUGCAAACAGCAAAAGAGAGUUCUGACUAUUCCCAACCUUAAAUCGGAACAACAGCAGCCUGUUGAUGUUCGGUCUUUAAAUUGUCUGUUAUUCCCUGAUUAAGUCUAUACCAACACAUACAAUCUGGAGCUUUGUGACAUAUUUGCUUGAUUCAGUCACUGAAACUUAAUGUCCUCCGGUCUUUUGAAAGAGAGAGAAAUAUAAUUGUCACUUUUGUAGCUAAACAUUUAGCUGCAUCAUCUCAGAAAACCUAAUGCUGACAAAGGAAUGCUAUGCCUUUUGAAAAUCUGCCAAACGAUGUUACUUAUGUCAAAUAUUUAUAGAUUUUUCACAAUCAAAAACAUGACUUAUGGCAUUAUCCCUUUAAUGAUGUAAUAUGAAGGACAUGCUAGUUUAACUUUUUUUUUUCUUCCAUAUUUUGUUUAUUUUUGUUUUUUCCCCUCAGCUUUUCAAGAUCAUGUGAUCUAUCAAAUAGAAAUAACCAAAUAUAACCCGAAGAAAACUAUAGAAAAUAUAGUUAAAAAUCAAAACAAUCACGGCCAACUGACAUCCCAGAUACUAAAAUAACGAUAAGUUAUGGAAAUCAUUUUCUAUCCUUGUAUCUUUAUAUUGGUGUCCAGAUAAAAUCAGUGGUACUAAAUGUAUUUUUUCUUAAAAAGUUAUAUAUAGAGAGAGAUUUAAACAUAUAUUUUUCAUAGUGAUUUUCAGGCUAUUCUGGAUAUAAACCUGGAUCUCAUUGUGGUGAAAAUGGGUUUCAAACUCGUGGCCAAACUACACGUGUUUAGUUUGUUUGCUUCUCUGGUAAUACUAACGCUUAGAAGUUUUUCAUGGACAUGUCAUUGACACGCAGGUUUAAAAGUUUUUGUUUUUAGGUAUUUAUUAGUUGCACACAAGAGUUAAUUGUAUCUUGUUCACUUUUUUGUGACAUUUGCACUUUCCUCCUUUGGUCAAAGCUUGCUUCACAUUUAUUUGAACAAAGCAGUUUCUCUACUCUUUAAAAUCUGCAAAUGCCAGUCAGUUAGUCAAAGUCAUUUAACUUGUGUAAAUGAAACCACUUACAAUUUUUUUUUCAUAUUAGAUUUAAAAAAAGAUAAUAGAUAAAUAGAAGCCCCAGUAAUAUUUCUCCAGAAAUUUAAAUGCGUACUAACUUUGCAUUGUCUCAAGUAAAUUUUAAAUAAAUGUUGGAGCCAAAAGAUAAUUUAAAAAAAAUAGAGAACGAAAAAAACAAACAGUGCAGCGUGCCAACACACAUCUAAGAUUUUUUUUUUUUAAUGUAUUCCUGCAAAACCACUUAAUACAUUUUGCAAUGAUGAGUUUUCAUAUUAAUAGUAAUUGAGUUACCCACAACAGACCUGAUUACUCCUAGAGUCUAAUUUAUCCCACUUGUUGAGCUUUCAUAGUUUUCAAAGAGUUUUUUUGUGGUGCAAGCUGCAACUUCAUUGUACUGUUCCUUCGUGGUUUACCACUGAAUCCUAUCAGUUUAUUGUUGUUCACUGUCAGUGUUACGUUUGCAACAGCCUACUUUUAUAAAAACCAGGUUGCCUUGAGGAGCUGACCCGAUGGGUAACCAGGAUGUAAUGAAGCUUGAACAAAUUUGACAAAGCGACGAGUGUGUUUUAAUGUUUGAUCUGGUGGAUUUUGCACCUUCAUCAGCUAUGAAUUGCACAGAUGCUUUACUGAAAAGAUCCCCCUCUCUGCUUUUCUCUCUUUACUUGCUGAGCAUGUGAUACAUAGCAAGGAUCAAUGCAGAGAGUGCUCUCAACAUACAAAGAAAACAGGUCCACCGUUGCCUCUGCAUCUUUGAAUCACACAGUAUGGACACAUCAGAUGUACUGUAACUUACAGUCUGUAAGACUGCGGUCAUACUAUUGUUGUAACAACAACAACGUUCCUGUCAAUCAUGGUGAUUUGGCCACAUUAUCAACAUCCAUGGAAAAUAUUUUCCAUUCAAGCAAUUUUGGGUUGAAGUACAGAUUUUCUAAUGUGUUAACUCUGCUUUCUGAAAAAGUAGCAGGUUAACUGAAGAGCAUUAUGUAACAGUGCAUUAACACUUUUACUAUAUGAGAAUUCAUUUUACAGCUUUUUUUUUUUUACAUGAUUUUUUUUUUUUUUUCCUGGCAAAGGCACUGCAGCAUCAGGGAAAUGUCUGCUGUUUAUAUGUUGUUUUUUUUAGGUCCAACGCUCCUGUUUGAUGCCAGGUCGAUUGAAGCCAUCAUUGAUUACAACAAUUCAGCUCAGACAUGUCACUGUAAAAUAUUCACAAGUCAAUAAAAGAGGAUACAAAUGGCUUCCGUCCAUAUUUAGCCAGACAAGUGGAGAGUGCAUUAAAUGUUAUGCUAUGGAUGGCUUUAAUGAAAUGUGUUUAGCAGGUAAUACUUGCUCUAACUUUUGAACCAAUGUAUGAAAGUGUUUGCCUGUCCUUAGAGCUGUGCAAUAACCCAUGCCUGUAAAGGACUUUGCCAUCCAAAAGCACUAUAUUUAUUUCCUUUUAUUAAAGCAUUUCCUUUGAAAUAUAAUACUGGAUGCUGAAGUCUGUCAUGUUUCACGGAUUAUAGCAGAACGAAAAUGUUGGCCUUUGAGCCACUGUUGUGUAGGAGGAACUAGGAAUCAACAGAGGGAGAUUGUGCCUCCACACUUGUAUGCAGCUUGGGUCAGUAGGACAAAGAAGCUUUUUGUCCGUCUGAAACUGAUGAGAUUCUUUCCAAGACACUCCCCUGAAGUGAGUAACAGAGUUAGUUUACGAGGUCUUAAAUAGCCUGCAUUGUAAUCCAUUAGCAGUCAGGCUUCCAGAUGAGUUCCUCGGGCUUUUAAUGCAGUGCAGGAACAUCUGCAAAGACGAGGCUCACAGAUGGGGACCAGCUUGAUCGGAGCUGAGUCAUGCAUAAUGAAAAAGAAAAAGCCUUGCUGUUCUGUUUUUUGACCAGAAGAUGUCAGUAAAAUAUUGAGAAAUGCAGGAAGCACAACCCAUUCUGACCAUGUGUCAUAUUAUUCUUCAGUAAUAAGCCGCAACAGAUGUUAAUCCUCUAAAAUGUAAUGUUUGGUAUUGUAUGAAAAAUGAACCAGCAUAAAGUGGAAGGAACUACAGUCUUGAGUACUUUAAAAAAAAGUGUCACAUUUUUAUCUCCUCCAUCUGUCUACUGCUUCUUUGUCUUCUUCUCCAACUCUGUCCACAUCAGCAGAAGCCAAGCCAACUCCCUAUCUGGCUCUCCUGCUCUGCAUCUGACUCAGAUGUUUACUUGGCAAUUAAAACACAGCCUAUAAAAGGCAA